Molecule: messenger RNA, 2826 nt
Organism: Jatropha curcas
Lineage: Eukaryota; Viridiplantae; Streptophyta; Magnoliopsida; Malpighiales; Euphorbiaceae
Product: S-locus lectin protein kinase family protein
Biological process (GO): recognition of pollen; protein phosphorylation
Molecular function (GO): ATP binding; protein serine/threonine kinase activity
Source: RefSeq, a predicted model, not a curated record
CUUGUUUCUUACCCAUGAUUUCUGCAAGACUCAUUCUUCUCUCCCUCUCUCUCGUAUUAUUACAUCUCCUCUAUAUUAUUGCUUCUGCUGCUUAAUAUCUAUCUUCCUUACAAAAUUCCAUUUGUAUUUUACUUUUGGCAGCCAUGGACGUAAGUCAUAAUCCAUGGUUAAAACUCUCUGUUCUUGUUAUAUUCUUCUCUCUCAAUUUCAAUCUCUCUCUUUCAGCUGAUAGAAUCACUGCAAACCAAUCUCUCUCUGGUGACCAAACCAUUAUCUCUAGUGGAGGUACCUUCAAACUGGGCUUCUUUAAACCAGGUAAUACCUCUAACUACUACAUAGGCAUGUGGUACAAUAGAGUAUCGCAGCAAACCAUAGUUUGGGUAGCAAAUAGACAGACUCCAAUUUCUGACAGAUUUUCUUCGGAGUUAGCAAUUUCAAAUGGUAAUUUAGUUCUUUUAAAUGAGUCCAAAAUCCCAAUUUGGUCCACAAAUUUGACAUCCAAUACUUCAAAUUCUGUAGAAGCCAUACUCCUUGAUGAUGGGAAUUUUAUUUUAAAUGGAUCUGUUUCAAAAGAGCCAUUAUGGCAGAGUUUUGAUCAUCCAGCUAAUACAUGGCUUCCUGGUGCUAAAGUUGGAUUGAACAAAAUUACUGGAGAAAACACACGUUUAAUUUCAUGGAGGACUGACGAAGAUCCUGCUCCAGGUCUGUUUUCUCUUGAGUUAGACCCAAAGGGAACUAGUCAAUAUUAUAUUCUCUGGAAUAAUACCAAAGUUUUCUGGACUAGUGGAACUUGGAACGGGCAAAUCUUUAGUUUGGUGCCUGAGAUGAGGUUGAAUUAUAUUUAUAAUUUCAGUUAUGAAACUAAUGCAAAUGAGAACUAUUUUACAUAUUCUUUGUACAAUAAUUCUAUUAUCUCUCGAUUUGUGAUGGAUAUUGGAGGGCAGAUUCAACAACAGUCUUGGUUAGAACCUGCUAAGCAAUGGAAUUUGUUUUGGUCUCAACCAAGAGUGCAAUGCGAGGUUUAUGCUUAUUGUGGCGCUUUUGGUAGCUGCUCUAGUACAUCUCAACCUUUCUGUCACUGUUUGACUGGUUUUUAUCCAAAGUCAGCUGAUGAUUGGAAUUCAGGGGCUUAUUCUGCUGGGUGUAUUAGGAGGACGACUCUGCAGUGCGGGAAUUCUAGUCUUGUUAAUGGCAAAAGAGAUAAGUUUCUGCCUAGCUAUAAUAUUCAAUUGCCUGAAAACCCAGAGACAGUGUCAGUUGGGAGUGCUCAAGGAUGCGAAUCCCACUGCUUAAAUAACUGUUCUUGCUCUGGUUAUUCUUAUGAUAACAAUCAGUGUUUGAUUUGGAUUGGAGAUCUUUUAGAUGUACAGGUUUCUGAUGGUAAUCCUAGUGGAAAAACACUUUAUGUUAGACUUGCAGCUUCUGAAGUUUCAAGUUCUAAGAACAAUAAAGGAGUAGUUAUUGGGGCGGUUGUGGGCUCCAUUGUGGUUGUUGUUGUUGUUGUUGGCCUUGUUUUGUUUGUAAUCUUUAAAAGGAAGAGAAGAAGCAACAUGGGUAAAGCAGUAGAGGGUUCACUGAUUGCUUUUGAGUAUAGAGAUUUACAAAAUGCAACAAAAAAUUUCUCAGAGAAAUUAGGUGGAGGAGGUUUUGGUUCUGUUUUCAAAGGGACUUUGCCAGAUUCAAGUGUCAUUGCUGUAAAGAAGCUUGAAAGCAUUGGUCAAGGAGAGAAGCAAUUCCGCACUGAAGUCAGCACAAUCGGGACAAUCCAACAUGUCAACCUUGUUCGUCUUCGUGGCUUUUGCUCCGAAGGAACUAGAAAGCUGUUGGUUUAUGAUUACAUGCCUAAUGGUUCACUUGACUUCCAUAUAUUCCAUGAGAAGGUGUUAGACUGGAAUAGAAGGUAUAAUUUUGCGUUAGGGACAGCUAGAGGAUUAACAUAUCUUCAUGAGAAAUGUAGAGAUUGCAUUAUACACUGCGAUAUAAAGCCAGAAAACAUUCUUUUAGACGGUGAAUUUUGCCCAAAAGUGGCAGAUUUUGGCCUGGCAAAGCUUGUGGGGAGAGACUUUAGCAGAGUACUAACAACAAUGAGAGGGACAAGAGGUUAUCUUGCUCCAGAGUGGAUUUCAGGAGUGGCUAUAACAGCUAAGGCUGAUGUAUACAGUUAUGGAAUGAUGCUUUUUGAACUUGUAUCAGGAAGGAGAAACUCCGAGCAAUCUGAAGACGGAACAGUGAAGUUCUUCCCAAGUUUGGUUGCAAGGCAAAUAACUGAAGGCGGUGAUAUCCUUACACUAGUGGAUCCUAGACUAGGUGGCAAUGCUGAUUUGGAUGAGCUAACAAGACUCUGCAAGGUCGCAUGCUGGUGCAUCCAAGAUGAUGAAACCCAAAGGCCAUCAAUGGGACAAGUGGUUCAGAUUCUUGAGGGAGUCUUGACUGUGAAUCUGCCUCCAAUUCCAAGAUCUCUCCAGGUUUUUGUUGAUGAACAGGAACACAUAAUUUUCUUCACAGAAUCAUCUUCUGGCCAGAGUUCGCAGUCGCAAUCACAGACACAAAGCAACAACUCAAUUGCUUCUUCGCAGGCCAAGAGCAGCACAUCAUCUAUUACUUCCAAGUCUUAAAAGAGGAAUGACAAGUCAAGAACUUAAAAUUAUGUAAUUCUGCUUUUGUGUAGUAUGACGCUAGAGCCUAAAGGAACUGUAAUAGUAGAUGAGUUUUACUUUUUCCUUUUUGUUGGAGAAGCACGGUUGUAUAUUUUGUCAAAGCCAGUUUUAGUUUCUUAAAUAAUAAUACUUGCUGCUGCCUACAUAUAAAUUGUAACUUUUGUAAAAA